UUCAGGCUUCAGAUUUGAGGUUUGACAUCAGCAUAAGUAAGGACGAGACACGACUUCGACGUCGACGAACUAUUUCGGCUUAGCCCAAUUUACAAAGUGAUUUCGAUUCACAUGAUAAAAAUUGCUAAUUACUCUGAAAUUAAACAUUAUUUACCAGUGAUCAUUACUUAAAAGUUUCUUCUGCUACGAUGGGUAAAGCUAAAAAAGGCAAGAAGAGUCAGACAGCCGAGGAUGGUGAUAGUGAUAUAGAAACCACUACGAUUGAGAACACAAAACCAGCACAAACCAAGGGCAAAAAAGUUUCUGCUAUCACAGCUAUAGCAUCAGAUGAAAGUGAAGACGAGAAACCCAAAUUAAAGACUAAACAAAAGAAGUCAGUUGAUACUGAUGUAAAGGAAGUCACAAAGAAUAUUAAAAAUAUAUCAAUAUCAAAUAAGUCUCAGAAGAAAAAAGUAGAUGCCAGUAGUGAUGAUGAAUCUGAAGAUGAGAAUGUCAAGACGAAAAAAAAUAAAACAAAAGAGGAAAAGAGUGCUUUCUCUUUAUUAGAAAUUGAAGAUUCUGGAGAAUCUGCACCUGAGGAACAACCAUCUUCGGAUGAUGAAAAACCUGCACAAAAAUCUGCCAAAAAACCUACACAAGACAAAAAGGAACCAGCAGGAAAGAAAGGCAAAAAGGCUAGAAGGAAAAAGGAUGACAGUGAUGAUGAUUUAGAAAAGGUUCUAGCCGAACUUGAAAUGGAAUAUGCUGGAGUCAAAAAAGAUCCUGCUGCUGAGCCAGAACCUACAAAGCCUCAAGACCAACCAGAAGAGAAACCAAAAGCAAAGAAAAAAACCAAGAAAGAGGUAGAACCUGAAGUAGAAAACAAUGUUCAAGAAAAGGGAAGUGAUAAUGAAAAUGAUAUAACUAUUAAAACAGCAGCUCAAAAGAAAAAAGAGAAGAAAGAAAGAGAGAAACUUAAAAAACAGGAAGCCAAAAAGAAGGAACAACCACAAGAUGGGAAAAAGGAACCAACUGAAUUAAAGCCACAAAGUAAACCUGAAAAUGUUGAGAUGAAAGAUCAAGAUGAAAAGGAUACUAAAGCUCCAUCUGAAGAAAAGGAUGCUGAAGGUGAUGUUCCUGUUGAAGGAAAGAAAAAGAAAAAAGGCGACAAAGGGGACAAAGAUGACAAAGGUAAAAAAGGUCCUACCAAAAAGACUAUUGCUGCCAUGCAGGAAGCUUUGAAAAAGGUUAAAGAGGAGGAAGAAAGAUUAGAACGAGAAGAGGAAGAAAGAAUAAGACAAGAGGAAGAGAGAGAGAAACAGAGACUUGAAGCUAUUAGAUUAGAAAAAGAAAAAAAAGAAAGGAAAAAGCAAAAAGAAAAGGAGAGAAAAGAAAGACUCAAAGCUGAAGGUAAAUUAUUAACACCUAAGCAAAAAGCUGAAAAGGCAAGAGCUCAAGCAAUGUUAGAAUCUUUAAAAGCUCAAGGAAUAGAAAUUGGCACUGAGAAAAGACCACUGAGACCUGGUACUAGGGUAAAGCCAAAUAAAUUAAAAACACAAAUGUCACAAGAAACAGCAUCAACUCCUAUAGAAGAAAAGAAUGUAGAAAUUGAAAUUACUGAUAAGCAGGAGCCCACCAAGCCCGAGGAGAAGAAGGAGUCGGACAGUGAGUCUGUCAAGGAUGCUUGGGAUGCCGAGUCUUCUGAAGAUGAGGAGUCUACUAAGCCAGAGCCUGCGCCGGUUGUUGACAACAAAAAGCCACCACCUGAAGAAAACCCUAAAGAGCAAGAAGAGGAUAGUUCUGAAGAGGAUGGCAGUUCAGAUGAUGAUUCCAGCUCUGAAGAGGAGUCUGAAGAUGAACAAAUGACAGAUGCAGAGAAAAAGAGAGAGAUUGUUUUGAAGAGAUUAGAGAAACGUCGCGAAGAUAACGAAAAGAACAAAGCUAACAAUCCCCUGCGUGCUUCCGUCGUUUGCGUCCUCGGACACGUAGAUACGGGAAAAACAAAAAUUUUGGACAAGUUACGGCGAACCAACGUACAAGAUGGUGAAGCUGGUGGAAUUACGCAGCAGAUUGGUGCUACUAAUGUGCCCAUCGAAAAUAUUAAAGAACAGACCAGGCAUGUCAAAGGGGUGAAUGAAAUAGCAUUCAAGUUGCCAGGUCUCCUCAUUAUUGACACACCUGGUCACGAAUCCUUCAGUAAUUUAAGAAACAGAGGUUCGUCACUCUGUGAUAUCGCCAUUCUGGUAGUCGACAUUAUGCACGGCUUGGAGCCACAGACAAUAGAAUCGAUAAAUCUUCUAAAACAGAAGAAGACGCCAUUUUUAGUCGCCUUGAAUAAAAUAGAUCGAUUGUACGAUUGGCAGAGUGCUCAACGUAAAGAUAUUCGUGAUAUUCUGAAGAUGCAGCAACCGAACACACAACUAGAGUUUGAGAAGCGCUCGAAAGAUGUUAUACUACAGUUUGCUGAACAGGGUCUAAACGCAGCAUUAUUCUACGAGAACCCAGACCCUCGUACUUACGUCUCCUUGGUGCCCACAUCAGCGGUGACUGGUGAAGGGAUGGGUAACCUUCUAGCGAUGAUAGUUCAGGCCUGCGAGGGACCCUUACAUAAGAGGCUGGUCUUCUCUCAGCAGUUGCUUGCUAUUGUCUUAGAGGUAAAAGCUAUCCCCGGAUUGGGUACAACGAUAGAUACAAUUCUAAUCAAUGGAACUCUACGUGAGGGAGAUACGGCGGUUUUGGCGGGAACAGAAGGACCCAUUGUCACGCAAAUAAGGUCACUAUUGAUGCCUCAGCCUAUGAAGGAGUUGCGUGUCAAGAACGCUUACAUUGAGCACAAAGAAGUGACGGGGGCUCAAGGAGUGAAGAUAGCAGCGAAAGAAUUGGAAAAAGCAAUUGCUGGUUUGAAUCUACUUGUUGCUCAGAAACCAGAUGAAAUAGACGUUUUAAAGGAAGAAGUGGCGAAGGAGUUGAAGACAGCUCUGUCGUCCAUUAAACUAUCAGAGCGCGGUGUGUACGUGCAAGCAUCUACUCUGGGAUCCCUCGAGGCGUUGCUCGAGUUCCUUAGGACCAGCAAGAUUCCCUACUCAGCUAUUAGGAUAGGUCCGGUGGUGAAGCGGGACGUAAUGAAGGCGUCCGCCAUGUUGGAACACGACUCGCAGUUCGCUACUAUAUUGGCUUUUGAUGUUAAGAUCGAAAGAGAUGCGCAAGAGUUGGCAGAUCAGCUCGGCGUGAAGAUAUUCGCUGCUGAUAUUAUUUACCAUUUGUUUGACAAAUUCACUGCCUAUAGAGAAGAACUUAAGCAGAGGAAACGGGAAGAAUUUAAGCAUAUAGCUGUCUUCCCGUGCAAACUGAAGGUGUUACCACAAUUCGUGUUCAAUUCCCGUGACCCGAUCGUUGCUGGAAUAAUGGUGGAAGCUGGAAUUUUGAAGGAGGGAACACCGAUUUGUGUGCCCAGUAAAGAGUUCGUGGAGCUUGGAUUUGUGACAUCUAUCGAAGUGAAUCACAAACAAGUGGAAACGGCACGAAAGGGCCAAGAAGUUUGCAUCAAGAUAGAGCCGAUACCCGGGGAAUCCCCUAAGAUGUUCGGCAGACAUUUUGAUGAAACUGACAUGCUUGUUAGCAAGAUAUCCCGAGCCAGUAUUGACGCAUGUAAAGACUAUUUCCGCGAUGACCUUAUCAAAACUGAUUGGCAGCUGAUGGUAGAAUUGAAAAAACUGUUCGCGAUCCUAUAAAUCCUUGAGGAGAUGAAGAAUCCAUAAGUUCGCAAAUAUGCCGGCUUAGUAUGCAUAACAAAGAAUUUAUUAUAAUAUUAACAGCAUAGGGUGAUUACGAAAUGAAACAACCACUAGUAGUCGAAAAAGUGAUUCAUGUUGUGUUACAUAAUAUUCAGCAUGCCAGUCAAUGAUGUUCAGAAUUUUAAUUGGCGUUCAGUGGUCGCUGAUUAAUUUUUAUAGUGUAAAAAGUUGCCCCCAACUAUUUCGUGGUGUCAUUAGGUGUACUAAAUCUGAUGAUUUACUAACCAAAGGCUAAUAACGCUUUAAUCGUAUCUUAAUUGUAGCUAAUAACCGUGUGCCCAUUUGUUUAGGUGCCACAGACAGAAGUCAAACUUAAACCCUUAUUUUUUUGGUGUUUAAGAGGAAACGUACGGUUGCUUUCGUAAUUAUUCUAAUGUAAAGUUUUAGUAUAAUUCGAAAUAUGUAAUCUAUGCCGGUAGAUUGCAAAUGAUGAUUCGCCUUUCUUAGCUCUCAUAUAAGCAAUGUUAUUGGUGCGAAAAUUGUAAUAAAUCACUAGUAGGCCUUGUCUAUUCCAUCUAAGCCCAUAAAAUAGAAUCUCAUAGUAAACCAGUUUUUCACCUACCUUCCCACUGUUUUAACUGCCGAAUAUAGGCCUAAUGAGUAAUCUAUUAUUUACCUAUCAUCCGAUUAAUAAAUGUCUAAUACUUUUUUGCCAAUAAAACUUAUAUCUGGACGGAACGGAUGAUAUUAUUGAAAUUGUUUGUUCUGGUCUAGUAAGGCCGUGUACAUCAUUGUAAAUACUCCAUUAGUAUUUAUUGUGGCGUAACCUUGUGUAUCUUAAAUGAACGAAGACCCUCGGCAACAUCAUGUAUAUAAUUUUAUAAUUUGUAAAUAAAUAUAUACAGAAUGCUAAAAUGCUUUUAUAACUUCCUAUACUUUCGGUUGUAUUACUAGUAUAUACUUUUGUUACCGAAUAGACAGGAAAUGGUCCUUCGAAGCCAGAAUAAUAAAAUCAGUCUAACAAUAAAAUUGGAAAGUUGAAUAUUGUCAUCCUAAUGAGUGAAAUUAUAAUUUGGUAGGUUACUUUUCCUUGAGAUGAUUUUUAUGUAAAUAAACUUUAAAUGUUGUAUGGUCGAAAUCUUUCGUAGUCCGAUGAAGAUACAAAAGGUUAUUGUUUAUCUUUCACCAUUUUACAUGCUUUGUAUUAUAUAAGUAGAUGGAAUCGGACAUAUUCUUAUAUUGAUGAAAUUUUAUUAAAUUAUGAAACUUA
Messenger RNA from Pieris brassicae (large cabbage white), 4983 nucleotides. It is a transcript of the gene eIF5B, whose product is annotated as eukaryotic translation initiation factor 5B. NCBI's taxonomy places the organism in Eukaryota, Metazoa, Arthropoda, Insecta, Lepidoptera, Pieridae. The record is from RefSeq and is a predicted model, not a curated record. The coding region runs from base 189 to 3710 and encodes 1173 amino acids. The transcript has 18 exons. Gene Ontology annotation, molecular function: translation initiation factor activity; GTPase activity; GTP binding.